AUGAUGAACACACGAGCGAAGACCAGUCGGAACACGACCCCCACCGCUGAAGGGAGAGCCGUCGAAACUCGCGAGAGAGCAGGCACAACGAACAACUCGCCGGCAGAGUCAGCAUCGACAGCAACAACCGACGCCACCAGAUCCACGGAGGCCACCGGCACCACGGGCACGUCCGGCACCACGGGCACGUCCGGCACCACGGGCACGUCCGGCACCACGGGCACGUCCGGCACCACGGGCACGUCCGGCACCACGGGCACGUCCGGUACCACGGGCACGUCCGGGGCAACGGGAACCUCAAGAACGUCAAGAAACUCAGCCAAGUCGACUGCCAAACUCGACGAGCCGGCCAGCAAGCAAAGUACCAGCAACAAGCCAAUGGAGAGAGAGAUGACUGCACCGACCCAUCACGAGAAGAGGGCCGGGUCAGAGCACACUGUGGUACCUCGAAGGAGGCCAACGUCGCACGCCUCGACAUCGAAGACAAUAAGAAGAAGGAAGGAAAUCGAACAGAUGAUCGAGAUCAAGCGACAAGAAGCGAAGAAGGCGCAAGCUGAACAGGAGCUAGCCAAGAUGAGGCUGGAGCUGAUUCACCUGGAAUCCGAGACAGAUCUGAGCGACCUGGAGGAGGACAACGACGAGCCUCAUGGCCAGGCCGGACGAUCGAGCCAUAUUGACAAAUGGGUCGAGGAAUCAACAGCGAAGCGCUUCACUUCACUUCCAACAUCACACGUGGAAGCUCACACAUCGGCAAGACGACACGAGGGGGAGCGACUGGAGUACGGAAGAUACUGUGAACAGGCACCCCACAUGUCAGAACCGCCACGUCUCUACAACGGCAAACCUACGGCGCCACACACACGCGCCACCCCAUAUGAUGGACAAGUUCAUCAUCAUCAGCCGCCGCCGAUCGCACCCCGGUACAUGAGUGAGCUGCAUACAUUCACCGGGGAGCCGAGCGACUGGAUCGCAUUCAGAGCGACAUACAGAGAUACAGAGAUGUACUUCAGCGAGAUCGAGAACAUCGCGAGGCUCAGAAAAGCCAUACAAGGAAAAGCUAAAGAAGCAGUACGUUCGAUGUUAUUCAACGAUACAAAUCCGAAGCUUAUCAUCGACACAUUACAACGAAGAUUCGGUCAACCACUAAGACUGAUAAGAAGCGAACUAGAAAUCAUCGAGAAAAUGAAGCCGCUGUCUGACGACGCUCGCAACCUCGCUCACUUCGCCGGGGUCGUAGCCAACGUGGUGAACACCAUUCAACUUACGAAGCGCACACACAUGCUACACUCUGAAGACAUAUAUGAGAAGAUAUUAUCGAAGAUGAGCAUCAUGAUCAGAUUCAAGUGGUUUGAAUAUAAAGCCGCAGAAGAAGCACGAGAAUGGCCAGUAUUACUCGCGCUCACGUCUUUCCUGAACCGGACCGCCGAUCAAUUCGAAGCCUGCGAGUUCGAGAGCCGACCAUACAUCAAGAAGGAGAGAGAACCACUGCGCAACCGCAUGAAGAACAAAGUGCACAUGACAAGAGCGGACAACUAUGAAGAAGAAAUAAGCGACAGCAGUGCCGAGUCCGAGAACGAGUCGAUCAUCGACGACGAUGAAGAAUACCACCAAGUUAUGUUGACCUCUCGGAAGGACAAUCAAGAGUGCCCAGUCUGCAGUGACAAACACGCUCUGAAAUCAUGCAAGAAAUUUAUGAAGCUACCACUGGAAGAAAAAUGGGAGGUUGCCGAGAAGGCAUACGUGUGUUUUCGAUGCCUGAGCUCCACACACCGGGGUUUCAACUGCCGCGCGAAACCAUGUGGAAAAAACGGGUGCAGAGGAUCACAUCACAGGCUUCUCCACCGAGACAAGGAAGGCGAGAAGGAGUCGACCGAGCCUAAAGACACACAACCCACGAAUACACCACAGCAAGCUAAAGACAAGCAGACGCACUCAGUGAACACCCUGUGCACCAUGAAAGGAUACCUGAAGAUAGUGCCGCUGAAGUUAUACGGCCCGAAGAAUACUACUGAAGUCUACGCCCUGCUGGAUGAAGGAGCCACCAUCACACUCAUAGAGGAAGAAGUGGCCGACUGCAUCGGAGCCACCGGUCCAAAGGAAGGUCUAUGCAUAGAAGGCAUCGGCGGACAUCGAAUGAACGAGCCCGACUCAAGGCGACUGAAACUGAAGAUUCAAGGAAGAUACGCACGAAACAUUGAAAAAAUGAAUGCCUACACGAUUUCGAAGCUGAGCAUUUCGUCACAAAUGGUGCCACACACACUAAUAGAAGACUGUCCGCACCUGUCCGACAUCGCCGACGUGAUUACCUACGACAACGUGCGGCCGAGAAUAGUGAUUGGACAAGACAACUGGCAUCUAAUCAUAUCACAAGACGUGAAAUCCGGAGACCGAAACAAACCUGUAGCCUCACUCACAAGACUAGGCUGGACAUUACAUGGUUGUGCAACAUUCAGCACAAGACCAGUGAUAGCCGUGAACCACAUACGAACAACUCGCGAAGACAAGAUGGACGAGCUAAUCAAACAUCACUUCAGCAUCGAGUCUCUAGGCGUAACUCCCAAAACGCCUUCAAAUGACCCCGAGAAGAAAGCCAACGAGAUACUGGAAGCAACAUGCCGACGACUACCCGAAGGCCGACUCGAAGCAGGUCUAUUAUGGAGAACUCCGAAUGAAACUAUGCCAAACAACCGCGAAAAUGCAAUGAAGCGACUAAUCGGUAUAGAAAAACGACUGAAGAAAGAUGAAAAGCUGAAAUGCGAGUAUGAGAAGCAAAUAAGAAACUUACUCGACAGUGACUACGCUGAACCAGUACCUGGACCGUCUACAUCACCGAGAACCUGGUACUUACCUCAUUUCGCCGUCGUGCAUCCACAGAAAGGGAAGGUUCGCCUGGUGUUCGACGCAGCCGCAAGAAGUAGCGGAAAAUGUCUAAAUGACGCGCUACUGACUGGACCCGACCUACUGCAAUCAUUAUUCGGAGUACUACUGCGAUUCAGAGAGGGACCGAUAGCAGUCGUGAGUGACAUCAAGGAAAUGUUCCUCCGCAUUCAAGUGUGCGAGCAAGACAGAGAUAGUCUCAGAUUCCUGUGGAGAGAAAAGGACAGCGAGAAGCCGAAAGAAUAUCGAAUGAAAUCACUCAUAUUCGGCGCAGCAUCGUCACCGUGCACCGCAAUAUAUGCAAAAAAUCGCAACGCAGCCGACUUCAAAGAAAAAUACCCGGAAGCGGUACAAGCCAUAGAACGCAACCACUACAUGGACGACUACCUACAAAGUUUUCAGUCUGAAGAAACCGCGAAACGUGUCAUCUCAGAAGUCGACUACAUACACAAACAAGGCGGAUUUCUACUCAGAGGAUGGGCUAGCAACAGGCCACAGAUAUUAGAACAGUUCCCCGAAGACGUGCGAAACAACGGUUUUAUCGACCUGGGAAAAGAUAGCGAACAAGUCGAGAAAACACUGGGACUCCGAUGGAACGUGUCUUCAGAUCAACUCAACUUCACGCUGAACCUGCGAAACACACCGUCUGACGCCAUAGAGGGCACGAGACCGCCAACGAAACGCGAGGCAACAAGCGCAGUAAUGUCCGUGUUCGACCCGCUCGGGCUGGCCUCGCCGAUAACUGUACAAGGAAGAGCUAUGCUACAAGAUCUAACUGAAGGCGAAAUUCACGUAUUCUGCGACGCGAGUGAAAAGGCAUAUGCAACAGCAAUAUACUGGCGAGCAAUACACCCCGAUGGCCACGUCGAAGUAAAGCUGUUGUCAGGAAAGUCACGGGUGGCACCACUCAAGCCCGUGUCUAUCCCACGCUUAGAACUGCAAGCCGCACUACUGGGCUGCCGCCUAGCCGCCACAGUAACAAAGGAAACGGACUUAACAAUAAACAAGUCUACCUACUGGACCGACUCGAGAACUGUCCUCGCAUGGAUAAAGUCGGACCCGAGAACAUUCAAGCCCUUCGUCGCACACCGACUAGCCGAAAUUGAAGAUCACACGAAGCCGACUCAGUGGAGAUGGAUACCUACUGCUCAGAAUGUCGCAGACGACGCUACACGAAACGCGCCCUCUCACUUCGACAUACAACACAGAUGGUUCACAGGCCCAUCGUUCCUCUACUGUGACGAAUCAGAAUGGCCAGAAGACAAGAGCUCUCCCAACAUACCUACUACAGGUGAAGAAAAACCAAACUGCGCCCUGCACGUCAUCAACACUGAAGAACAGCUCAUCAAACCUGAAAAGUUUUCAAAAUUCACGCGACUGCUACGAGCGACCGCCCGCGUGUUUCAAGCCGUCGACAUAUUCAAGAAACUAAUUAAAUCAAGAAAAAAUCAAAUUCAAGUAACUAAGAAAAUUACACAAGAUACCACUUGGCGUAUCAAGAAGACUGCCAAAGCCAUCCCGCGCAAAAUUGUUCCUACUCAACAACGAAGCACAAUAAAUUACGUGAUACUUACGCAAGAAUACCUAAACAAAGCUGAAAAAUACCUAAUCCGCAAGAUACAAGACGACUGCUUCAAGAGCGAAAAACAUCACCUGAAAAAUAACACCAAAAUACCUAAAAGCUCAAAACUGAAAAACCUGACGCUCACGCUGAAAACUGAAGACGACAUAAUAUACCUAUCAACGAGAGUCGGCGCCGCUCCAUACCUACCUCACGACUACAAGAACCCCGCCGUGCUCGAUGGAAGUCACUACGUCACGCUCCUACUCAUCGAGGAGAAACACCGACAACUUCACCAUGGCAACCAUCAAACAGUCAUGAAUGAGAUAAGACAACGAUACUACGUGACGAAAUUACGUAACUCCGUGAAGAAGAUAACAAGAGAAUGCCUAACGUGCAAAAUACGCCGACAGAAACCACAGAGUGCUCCCCUGGGCGACCUACCUAAAGAAAGACUAAAUAGGUAUCAACGGCCCUUCACAUGUACCGCCGUGGACUACUUUGGCCCAAUGACUGUGACAGUUGGAAGACGUCAUGAAAAACGCUGGGGUGCAUUAUUCACAUGCCUGACUACGCGCGCAAUCCAUCUAGAGUUGGCCAACUCACUCUCAACCGACUCUAUGAUACUGGCGCUGAGGCGAAUGGCUGCCCGCAGAUCAACCCCUGCAACAAUAUACAGCGACAACGGAACUAACUUUGUGGGCGCGAACAAAGAACUUCAAGAACAGCUGAAAAGUCUAUCACAAACAGACUUAGUACGAGAAACUGAAAACUACGGAAUCACGUGGAAAUUCAUCCCUCCCGGGGCCCCACACAUGGGCGGAGCCUGGGAACGCCUCGUACGCUCCGUGAAGACAGCACUAGCAGCAACUCUGAAUGAAAGUUCGCCCAAAGAAGAGGUGCUUCACACACUACUCCUGGAAGUCGAACAUGUGGUAAACUCAAGGCCACUCACUGAAAUAAGUCUAGACCCAGACGCAGAGGAAGCACUAACACCUAACCACUUUCUGAUUGGAAAAUCAUGUGGUCUGCCGACACUGGGAACAUUUCACAAUAGUUCUCUUGUUGGUACUGCGACGUGGAAGACCUGCCAACUCCUAGCGGAUCACUUCUGGGCACGAUGGACGAAGGAGUACCUACCUACACUGCUGCCACGCCGCCACCCAGGCCGACCUUACACUAACCCAAAGGUCGGUGACAUCGUACUAAUCGUGGACUCUUCACUACCACGUGGUACGUGGCCUAGAGGCGAGAUCGUCGCGACACACCCUGGACCAGACGGCACAGUAAGAAUCGUCGACGUGAGAACCAAGCACGGCAUCCUGCGAAGACCUGCAACGAGGCUGAUCAUCCUGACGACUACAGCACCACCCGAUAUGACUUCAGCAUCCUGCCGCCAGAACCUGGAACCGGUUACUACGUAA
Molecule: messenger RNA, 5862 nt
Organism: Plutella xylostella (diamondback moth)
Lineage: Eukaryota; Metazoa; Arthropoda; Insecta; Lepidoptera; Plutellidae
Biological process (GO): proteolysis; DNA integration
Molecular function (GO): nucleic acid binding; aspartic-type endopeptidase activity
Source: RefSeq, a predicted model, not a curated record